AUGUCGACUUUGGAGGAUCUUGACGACCUUGAGCGCGAGGAGAGAGACAAGAAGAAGGAGCAAGGUGAUGGCGGUGACGACAAGCGGCCCGGUGACGAUGCUGAGAUGAAGGAUGCCGAUGGGAAGAAGAAAGACGAGGAAGAAGAGCUUCUAGACGAGGAGAUUCUGAGUUCAAGUACAGCGGACAUUGUCAAGCGACGGCGGAUGCUGGAGAACGAGCUUCGUAUAAUGAAAAGCGAAUACCAGCGGUUGACGCACGAACAGAAUACGAUGAGGGAGAAGGUCAAGGAUAACCAAGAAAAGAUUGAGAAUAACAGACAAUUGCCAUACCUCGUCGGAAAUGUUGUCGAGCUACUGGACUUGGACGUCGAAGCUGAAGCUGCCGAGGAGGGCGCCAAUAUCGACCUGGAUGCUACUCGAGUAGGCAAGUCGGCUGUCAUCAAAACGUCGACCCGCCAGACAAUCUACCUUCCUCUUAUCGGUCUAGUCGACCACGAGAAACUCAAGCCCGGUGACCUUAUUGGUGUUAACAAGGAUUCAUACCUCAUUCUUGAUACCCUACCAGCCGAAUACGACAACCGGGUGAAAGCCAUGGAGGUCGAUGAGAAGCCCACAGAGAAGUACACAGACAUUGGUGGUCUGGAUAAGCAGAUUGAGGAAAUUGUCGAAGCUAUAGUAUGGCCUAUGAAGGAGGCGGAAAGGUUCAAGAAGCUUGGCAUCAAGGCGCCAAAGGGUGCCCUUAUGUACGGUCCCCCCGGUACAGGAAAGACGCUUCUCGCCCGAGCCUGUGCCGCAGAGACAAAUGCAACCUUCCUGAAGCUCGCCGGUCCCCAGCUCGUGCAAAUGUUCAUCGGUGACGGCGCUAAGCUUGUCCGGGAUUGUUUCGCUCUCGCCAAAGAGAAAGCGCCCUCUAUCAUCUUCAUCGACGAGCUCGAUGCCGUGGGAACAAAGCGUUUUGACUCCGAAAAGUCCGGUGACCGUGAAGUUCAACGAACCAUGCUGGAACUUCUCAACCAGCUCGACGGUUUUGCCUCCGAUGACCGAAUCAAGGUCCUUGCCGCCACUAACCGUGUUGAUGUUCUCGACCCUGCCCUCCUCCGUUCCGGCCGCCUCGACCGAAAGAUCGAAUUCCCGCUUCCCAACGAGGAGGCCCGAGCCAACAUUCUCCAGAUCCAUUCGCGCAAGAUGACUGUCGAAGACUCCGUCAACUGGGCUGAACUGGCUCGCAGCACGGACGAGUUUGGUGGUGCGCAGUUGAAGGCCGUUUGCGUGGAAGCCGGUAUGAUUGCCCUCCGAAAAGGCUCGAGCAAGAUCGGGCACGAAAAUUACGUCGAUGCCAUUGCCGAAGUCCAGGCAAAGAAGAAGGAUACGAACAUGGGUAUCUAUGUUUAG
This is a messenger RNA of Aspergillus puulaauensis, 1392 nucleotides long. RefSeq names its product proteasome regulatory particle base subunit RPT5 (gene RPT5). Gene Ontology annotation, cellular component: proteasome regulatory particle, base subcomplex. NCBI's taxonomy places the organism in Eukaryota, Fungi, Ascomycota, Eurotiomycetes, Eurotiales, Aspergillaceae. Gene Ontology annotation, biological process: proteasome-mediated ubiquitin-dependent protein catabolic process. The coding region runs from base 1 to 1392 and encodes 463 amino acids. The transcript has 3 exons. The record is from RefSeq and is a predicted model, not a curated record. Gene Ontology annotation, molecular function: ATP hydrolysis activity; proteasome-activating activity; ATP binding.